AUGGCCACACAAGAAAUAGUUGGUAAUGUUCUUCGAAGAAUUGACAAAGGGGCGAACAAUGGCCAAGACAUCGCGCCGCCCGGCUGCCGGCUGGGGGCGGACAGCGUGGGCGGCGGCGCGGGGGCGGCAGGCAGUGUGGGGCGAGGGGGAGGAGGUUAUUAUUAUUUUGGGCCUGUUGACGGCGGCCGCUCUAAUAUGUCGCCGGCGCUGUCAGAGACACAGGAGGCGGCGCGCAGCUGCCCGCGUCACAGAACUGCUGCCAGCCGACCAACCACUCCCCCUCCACCCGCACCCCACCUGCCCGUCGCCUUCUCUCCCUCUGCGUGCUCGCUCUCAGCCUUCGAGACCCGCACAGCUGCUAUUCGCAGCUGCUCGGUGGCGUUCUUCGAGUUCAGUGGUGAGCAGCAACCGACCGCGAGCCGAUUCUCAGAGAUGUCGGGUGAAGGGGUCGUACCGCGCGAGCGCCCUGUAGCAGGACGCCGAGCAGAAUGUUGCUUGGCGACGGACACCGCUGAAGAGAACCAGCUGGAGUGUUCUGACGGCGCGUGGCCGCGGUGUUUCCCGCCCUCACAGCCGCCCUCCACCCCCGCUCCCGCCACUCCGCUCGCCGCCCCCGCCGCUACCCCCGCCCCUCCGCUCCCCCACACGUCGACGCCGAGGUCCGGCCGCCGUGCCCGGUCCCUCAGAGGCGGCGGUGGCGGCAGGCGUCGCGACGUCCGGCAGCAAUGGCCGCCGGCGCCGGCGCCGCUAUCGAUUGCCGGCCCUUCCUGCCGCCGCCUCGCAGCGUCCCCGGCGCAGCGCACCCUCCGCCACCUGCCGCACCUCUGCCCCUCACGCCGUCCGCCUCACCAAAGCCUCGGCCACGUCCGAAAACUUCCCCAGACUGUAGCAGUGUUUUGA
Molecule: messenger RNA, 900 nt
Organism: Schistocerca piceifrons (Central American locust)
Lineage: Eukaryota; Metazoa; Arthropoda; Insecta; Orthoptera; Acrididae
Product: protein transport protein SEC31-like
Exons: 4
Coding region: 1-900 (299 amino acids)
Source: RefSeq, a predicted model, not a curated record